CUGUAUGUGGUAUUUGUGCCUCGUUCGCUUAGUAAAACAGUACACCGAGGACAAGUCAGGUUCGCAUUUAGAAACUUUUAUACCACAAAUAUAACACAUAUCAAAAAAAAGAGAGAGAGAGAGAGAGAGGGAGAGAGAGAGAGAGAGAAAGAGAGAGAGACAGACAGACAUACAGACAAAAAAAUUAAAAAUGUUUUCUCCAAUGUCAUAAUAACCCCACUGAGCUUAAUAUAA
Molecule: messenger RNA, 234 nt
Organism: Parnassius mnemosyne (clouded apollo)
Lineage: Eukaryota; Metazoa; Arthropoda; Insecta; Lepidoptera; Papilionidae
Source: the annotation of a GenBank genome assembly